CAAUCCGCGUACAAAAAUAUAUUAAUACAGAAUGGAACUUUUAUCUUUUAAUUAAUAAUUUGGUUUAUACUUUAGUGAGUGAAAUAUCAAAUUAUUUUUCUUUUUAUUCAUUUUAAUAUUAAGAAUCAAUAUGUAUAAAAGAAAGUUUGAAAACGGGCAUUCCAAAAGAAAAGCGAAGCAGAGGCAGGCAUUAUUAGCAUGUGCUAAUGACAAAAAUCAAAAAAAGUUGUUUUUUCCAACUGCCCCAGCAGUUCAAGAUGGAAUAAGUGUGGUGCAAGAUGACAAUGUUCAUCAGAUUUCUGUCGAAUCAAAUUCAAAAGAAAUUAUUAGUGACCUUAGUUUUAGAAAUAAUGAUAAAGAAUAUGACGACACUGUUCACCAGAUUGAAUUAAAUCCAAAAGAAGAAAAAAUUACUAGUGACCUUAGUUUUGGAAAUAAUGAUAAAUCACAUGACAAUAUUGUUGACCAGAUUUCUGAGGAAUCAAAUUCAGAAGAUGAAACUAUUAGUGAUUUUAAUUUUGAAAAUAAAAAUAAAGAAUAUCUUGAUUGCCAAAAUGUUCCUCAAGGUUCAUUCAUAGCUAAUUUUAUCAGGCCAUGUAGAACUGAUAGUAUCACUAUUAAAAAUCAGUUCUUCAGUAAACAUCCUAUUCAGCCAUUUGUUAAGUCAGGUAAUGGGAAACUUGAUUUCAAGAGAAUAUACUUUAAAACAUUACCUAAUAAUAAGACAGUUCAACGAAAAUGGAUAUCAUAUUGUUCAGAAACAAUUUGUUUUUAUUGUUCUUCUUGCAUGGCUUAUGGGCCAUUGAAAAAACAUGGUGAAUUUGAGUCUAAGUUUAUUACAGGUUACUCCGCAAAUAUUAAAAUUAACAAAAGUCUGUAUAAAGAUAUUGAAAGACAUGAAAAUUCCAAUGCUCAUGAAGAAUCUGUAUCUACAGCUAUACGGUUUUCUCUUAAUAAAGAUAUAGAAAAUAUAAUCAACAGGGACGUCAUGGCUAAACGUGCUAUUGAAGUUGAAACCCGUAGAAAAGUUUUAGAGAGGUUGAUUGAUAUUAUUUUAUUCAUAGGCCAGCAAGGUAUUCCCUAUCGAGGGAAGCACGAAGGAGCUUAUUCUUUGAAUAAUGAAAAUCUAAACCAUGGGAACUUUUUAGAGCUUGUUAUUCUAAUUUCAAAAUACGAUGUAAUUCUUCAACAACAUCUGAAUACUUCCAUUAAACUUAGUGACAAAAACAAAUCCAAAAAAGGCCGUGGAUCGUUAGUAACAUUUUUGUCAAAGCAUUUCAUUAACGAUAAAUUAAUAAUACCAAUAGGAAAAGCUAUUCAAAAUGCAAUUAUCAAUGAAAUCAGAGAAUGUCAACAUUUUAGCAUUAUGAUUGAUUCAACGCAAGAUGUCAGUGUUAUGGAUCAACUGGCAAUAUGUGUACGUUACAUUCAUGGAGGAGUGGUCCAAGAACGAUUAUUGAGCUUGGUUAUUUGUCAUGAUUCCAGUGGUAAUGCUCUUUUUGAACUUUUAAAUGAAGAAUUACAAAAUCUACGACUAUCGAUAAAUGACAUUGUUGCUUGUUCAUUUGAUGGUGCUUCAAAUAUGAAAGGCAUUUAUAAUGGACUACAAGCACACUUGAAAACCAACAAUCCUAAAAUUGUGUAUACCCAUUGUAUGGGACACGUCCUAAAUCUUGUGAUGACAGAAAGUACAACCCAAAUCUCACUUGCUGAAAAUCUAUUUGGACUUGUUGAAACAUCAGCAGUUUUUUUAUCAGAUUCUCAUAAAAGGAUGUCUGCUUGGAUGGCCAUAACUAAAGUCAAACAUGUUGCUCAUAACAAGCUUUAUCGUCUUCAAAAAAUUGGAGUUACACGAUGGUGGAGCAAGGACAAAGCUUUGUCAUCUAUAAUAGAUAUAAACUUAGUCGAGAAUAAUCAAAAUGUGGAAAAUAGUAAAUUUGUAACAUUUUUAGAGUUUCUCAUUUCAGUUAAUGAAGGAAAUUUUAAUACCUCAUCAAAAUACAUGGCACGUUCUCUCAUUGUUGAUAUUGAAGAAAAUUUUUCUGAUAAGCGCAUAUCCAAAAAAAAGAAAAUGCCCGGAGAACAUGGCCAAGAUGAAUCUAGAAGUUUAAGUUCAUAUGACAGAUUUAAAUCUGAAGCAUUUACUAUUUUAGAUGUUAUUCUGAAUAGUAUAGAAGCAAGAUUCAUGCCAAAUGAAGGGCUUCUUAAAGAUUGUCACUGGUUGGAUCCUAAAACGUUUUCAUCGAUUAAUUCUAUAAAUGUAUUUCCUAAUAGUGAUUUAGAAACCAUUUGCGAGUUGGCAGGAGUAGAACGUAAAAUAUUUUGUAAUGAAUUGAAGCAGUUUGCUGGUCAGUUUGAAAGUUUUCAACCAAGUAUGGCUUCAGAAAGCAAAUUAACCGAAAAUAGUAUCCAUGAUAGCGAAGAUGAAGACAACACUGAAUUAGUAGACUGUGAUAAAUUUUAUAAAUAUGUACUCUUGUUACCCUCAACUCAAGUGACCUGUGAAAGGGUAUUUUCUAAAUUAAAACUUGUAAAGUCUAAAAUCAGAUCAACAAUAAGUCAACAACAUUUAUCACCUUUAAUGCUUAUGGCGAUUGAAAAAGAUAUACAAAUUCAGAAAACGCAAAUUAUUGAUACUAUAGCUAAGUCAUCAAAAAUGUUACACGAAUUACUUAUUUAG
This is a messenger RNA of Rhopalosiphum padi (bird cherry-oat aphid), 2680 nucleotides long. RefSeq lists its product as uncharacterized. The coding region runs from base 131 to 2680 and encodes 849 amino acids. The record is from RefSeq and is a predicted model, not a curated record. Gene Ontology annotation, molecular function: protein dimerization activity. NCBI's taxonomy places the organism in Eukaryota, Metazoa, Arthropoda, Insecta, Hemiptera, Aphididae. The transcript is spliced from 4 exons.